AUGUCACAUUGUGGAUCGUUGGCGACGGUGGUCGAGAAUCUACCACUAUGCUAUAAUACGGAUACGAAAAGCCUUGAUCGUGCCCCGUCACAGAAUUCUGGAUCAUCAAGUAGGCAGGAUACGAUAUUUAUCUCAUGUAAUCUUCGCACGUUACUUUUAAAAGCAAUGAACAUAGUGUUGCUGCAUGUCAACUCAGAUCAAGAUUGUUUGAAGCAGCAGCAUUUGUAUAAGCCGAAUAGCGGUUUCUUUAGCAAAGGUGAUCAGCCGUUCAAGAGAGGCCACAUACGGCGCAGUUCAUACGAAUCGGCACAAAUUCAGCUCAACUUUGCGCGACGAAUGACAACACCGCAUAGCUGUACUAUUUCUUCAAUUGCAAAGUAUGGAACACGUCUUGAAAGUGUCACUUUUAAUGUCAUUAUGCUCAAGCUCAAUUUCAGCUUAUUCUCUGGAAGUGGGUCCAGUAAGCCAUCAUGGUUUUUCAGGAAAGAAAAAAGUAGGGAUUCUGUAGUGAUUCGCACAACCGGCCUUAUUCUCGAGGAGAGGCCAAGCAGUUUGCCUGCAAAGCCUUCCGACGAGGCAGCACGGCAUAAACAAUUGUACUAUGAUAUGAUAGCGCAGAUGAAAAAGAAGGAGCAACGUGUGCAGAAAGAACGACGUCAAGCUCAUUUCGAAAAAGUACGUUUAGAAGAGCAAGCGAAGACCGCCUCUCUUUUGUGGACAGAAAAGAUCCUCCCUAAUUGGAAUGAAGCGAAAGAAACAAAACGUUGUUAUGAAUUAUGGUGGCAGGGUAUUCCACCAAAAAUUCGUGGUCGUGUGUGGUCGUUAGUCAUCGGAAACGCCCUCGAUAUCACACCAGAGUUAUAUGAGCUCAAUUGUACUAAAGCGGCUAUGGAAGUCUGUAGUCAAUCCGAAUCUGACCAACGAUGCAACAUUACGGAUGGUACUAAACCUGGGACACAACUUCGUGAGAAUUCACUCUCACAAAUUCGCCUGGAUAUUGCACGCACCUUUCCUUCUCUGGGAUUUUUCCAGGAAAAUGGUCCAUAUUAUGAUCACCUAAUGAAGCUGUUAGGAGCGUACUCUUGCUUUCGUCCUUCCGUAGGGUACCUUCAAUCAAUGGCCUUCAUCGCUGCUGUUUUGCUUCUUCAAAUGGAUCUUUAUCCUGCUUUUGUUGCUUUUGCAAACCUUCUUAACCGACCGUUACAGACAGCAUUCUUUGAAUUACGUCAGUCUGAGAUGACGAAGUAUUUCAUCGCUUAUGAUCGUUAUUUGGAACAAGAACUACCAAUUCUUCAUCAACAUCUUGAUAAACUAGACGUACGACCAGACCUAUAUCUUAUCGAGUGGAUAUACACGCUUUUUGCGAAAUCAUUGCCGUUGGAUAUUACAUGUCGAAUCUGGGAUGUUUAUUUUCGUGAUGGGGAAGAGUUCAUUUUCAAAACAGCCCUAGGAAUACUUCGUAUGUACGAGAGCCGAUUGUUGUCAAUGGAUUUUGACGAAUGUGUCGAGUUUCUCACGCAGUUACCAGAAAAAAUGUCGUCGUCAGAUCUGUUUCGUAACAUUGAACCUUUUGUUCGUUCGUAUUCUGCUGCUGAUAUCUCACGACCAAGGAAACGUUUUGUACAGAUUCUCAGUGAAGUGGAGAAGCGGGUAAAUCAAGGAGAUGCGAAAGGUCAUGACACAUUUAGUAGGAAUUUAAAAGAAGUUAAGAUGAGCAAGAGUCUCAGCGGGUUCAUUAAUGAUCUUUUUUCUUCGCCGUCAUAUCUUUAG
Molecule: messenger RNA, 1770 nt
Organism: Angiostrongylus costaricensis
Lineage: Eukaryota; Metazoa; Nematoda; Chromadorea; Rhabditida; Metastrongylidae
Source: the annotation of a GenBank genome assembly